CAAAAAUCAAACAUUGAAAAGUCCCAAUCAAACCCCAAAGUAAACCUGGAUAUAGAAGAAGGGAACCCUGCAGCAGGCCUCAUGCAGAGGCCCCGCAUGUACCUCAUCCAUCCAGCCACAACCGCUGCCUGGCCACAACGCAUGAACACAUGCUGGAAGUUGGGACGUCAGUGAACUGUGCCCGUGGGGGCGGAGCCAGGGGUUAUGGGAGGAGAGAAGAGGACGUUUUGUUCAAGAAACGAAACUUAACAUUCAUAGAAACCAAAGCCAUCCGACGUGGAAGCAGUUCUCUCGAUCAGGAGUAAAAUAAACGCAUUUUGGAACAAAUAGUCUGACUGACGUUAACAACAAGGAAUGGCCUCUGCUAACACUUGCUGGUCUGAAGAGAACUUUUCAUGUUCCAUCUGUCUGGAUGUGUUCAACAAUCCAGUUUCCACCACAUGUGGACACAACUACUGCAGAUCCUGUAUUACAGAGUUCUGGGAUGAACAGAUCCAGUACAAAUGUCCUGUUUGCAACAAGCUUUUCAACACAAGACCUGAUCUACAGGUCAAUACCUUCUUAUCAGAGCUGGCUGCUCAGUUUAGAACAACCGUACGAGUAAAAGAGCAGCUUUUUGUUGAACAAGCAGAUGUUCCCUGUGACUUCUGUACUGGGACCCAGCUGAAGGCCGUGAAGUCCUGCCUAGUGUGUUUUACCUCUUACUGCCAAACCCACCUGGAGCCACAUCAGAGAGUCGCUCGCCUGCAGAAACAUCGGCUGAUCGAGCCUAUGGACUGUCUGGAAGACAGGAUGUGUAAGAAACACAACAUACUUCUGGAGCUCUUCUGCCAGACUGAACAGGUAUGUGUGUGUCAGUUCUGCACAGAGGGUGACCACAGGUCCCAUACUGUUGUACCUCUAAAGGAGGAGUAUGAAGUGAGGACGGCCCAGCUGGGGAAGAUAGAGGCUGAAGUUCUCCAGAUGAUCCAGGAGAGAAAACAAAAGAUUAAGGAGAUCAAAGACACAGUGGAACUGAGCAGCAAAGAUGCAGACAGAGAGAUAGCCAUUGGUGGGCAGGUCUUCACUGCUCUGAUAGGCUGUGUUGAAAAGUGCCGGGAUGAAUUCAACCAAACUGUUCAAGAGAAACUGAAAUCCACAGAGAAACAAGCUGAUGACCUCAUCAAAGAGCUGGAGCAGGAAAUAGAAGAUCUGACCAAUAGAAGCUCAGAGGUGAAGCGGCUCUCACAACCUGAAGACCACCUCCACUUCCUCCAGGCCUUCAGAUCCCUGAAGGAUCCUCCACCCACCAGGGACUGGACCACGGUGGAGGUCCGACCUCCGUCAUACGUAGGGACCUUGAGGAGAUCCCUGGAUCAGCUGGAGGAGACACUGAACAUGGAGAUGAAGAAGCUGCGUGGUGCUGCUGAACUGAAGAGGGUCCAGCAGUAUGAAGUAGAUGUGACCCUGGAUCCUGAUACAUCUCAUCCCAAUCUCAUCCUGUCUGAGGAUGGGAAACAAGUACAUGAUGGAGGUGUAGUGAAGAUACUCCCAGACAACCCUAAAAGAUUUACAAACUAUAUACAUGUUCUCGCGAGUCAGAGCUUCUCCUCAGGGAGAUUUUACUUUGAGGUCCAGGUUAAAGACAAGACUAAAUGGUAUUUAGGAGUGGCCAGAGAGUCCAUCGACAGAAUCGGCGAGAUCAUAAUGACCCCUGAGACGGGUUGCUGGAUGCUUUACUUUGACAAGAAUGGGUUCUUUUUUGGAGAUAACCCUUCUGUCCGUCUCCCUCUGAGAGCUGGGCUCCAGAAGGUGGGGGUGUUUGUUGAUUAUGAUGAGGGUCUGGUCUCCUUCUAUGAUGUGGAGGCCAGGGUUCAUAUCUACUCUGCUACUGGCUGCACCUUCAGUGAGCCUCUCUAUCCAUUCCUCUGCCCAGGCCGCCAUGAUCAUGAAGGCAACAAGUCUGCCCCCCUGAUCAUCUCACCUGUCAAUCAAACAGGCUUCAUGGAACAACUAAUGUUGUUCCAUGAAGGAUAAUCUCUACUAUGUGAGAUCUGAGAGAUCUGCAUUAGUGUCUCCUGCUGUCUUUUAAAGAUAAGUUCUUCAAGAAUAUUACCCUGUUGUUGAAUACAACUCAUUAUGAAUGGUUAGAUUACACUGUAUUAUUUGUCUGUUUUCUCCUGAUUUUUGAAAAUCUUUAGAGGAUUCAUUUGUAUAAAUAAUUAUUGUCGUUUAUUAACUUUUCUAUUGGUUUUAAAUUCUGAAUAGUGAACGAA
Molecule: messenger RNA, 2255 nt
Organism: Gadus chalcogrammus (walleye pollock)
Lineage: Eukaryota; Metazoa; Chordata; Actinopteri; Gadiformes; Gadidae
Product: E3 ubiquitin-protein ligase TRIM39-like
Exons: 2
Coding region: 355-2016 (553 amino acids)
Molecular function (GO): protein binding; zinc ion binding
Source: RefSeq, a predicted model, not a curated record